This is a messenger RNA of Eurytemora carolleeae, 3414 nucleotides long. It is a transcript of the gene CPSF1, whose product is annotated as cleavage and polyadenylation specificity factor subunit 1. Gene Ontology annotation, cellular component: mRNA cleavage and polyadenylation specificity factor complex; nucleus. Lineage: Eukaryota; Metazoa; Arthropoda; Copepoda; Calanoida; Temoridae. The record is from RefSeq and is a predicted model, not a curated record. Gene Ontology annotation, molecular function: protein binding; nucleic acid binding. Bases 24 to 3404 code for a protein of 1126 amino acids. The transcript has 30 exons.
UGUGCUAGGCUGUACCUGUACCUAUGCCUACUGGAGGAACUCUUGUGUUUGCGGUCAACAGUCUUUUCUAUCUUAACCAGGGUAUACCCUGCUAUGGAGUAUCCUUGAAUGCUACUGGAGACAAGGGGAUCACAACAGAUAUACAUAUUCGUCCUCUAGAAGGAGUUAAACUAAGCCUAGACUGUGCUGUAGCAGAGUUCUUAUCUACAGAUCAACUUGUUAUAUCGUUGAAAGGCGGAGAACUGUACGUGUUGACCCUACUGGUAGAUGCUAUGAGAGCUGUAAAAGGAUUUCACCUGGACAAGGCUGCAGCUAGUGUACUCACCACUUGUCUUUCUCUCACGGGCAAAGGUUACUUGUUCCUGGGCAGUAGGCUUGGAAACUCUCUUCUACUCAAAUAUACAAGCAGAGAUGCAGGCCAGAUCGGAGGUCGGAGGGAAAAGGAACCUCCAAACAAGAAGAAAAGACUGGAUACUACUGGAGACUGGUUAGAUGCUGAGAAUGAGGAACUAGAAGUCUACGGGUCUACUCCAGAAACUGUUCACCACAAAAUAUCUGCAUUUACUUUUGAGGUGUGUGACAGUCUGCUGAAUAUUGGACCCUGUGGAUAUGUUAGUAUGGGGGAACCCGCCUUCCUUUCAGAGGAGUUUAGCACAAAUAGUCCUGAUCCUGAUAUUGAGUUGGUUACGACAGCAGGGAUCGGAAAAAACGGAGCUCUCUGCGUCCUACAGAGAUCAAUUCGUCCUCAGGUUGUGACUACAUUUGAACUUCCUGGAUGUGUAGAUAUGUGGACAGUAUUCGGACCUAACGCUGCUCAGGGUGGUGCAGCAGAACAUUCGUACCUAAUCUUAUCAAGGAAAGAUUCCUCGAUGGUUCUACAAACAGGACAGGAGAUUAAUGAGCUGGAUACAUCUGGAUUUAGAACCACAGAGCCUACUGUAUUUGCUGGAAAUAUCGGAGGAAACGGAUAUAUUCUCCAGGUUGUACCUAAUGCUGUUCUUCUGCUCAAAGACUGCGAUCUUGUUCAGACCCUAGACAUAGAUCUGGGUGGACCUAUACGCUCUGUAAGCUGUGCUGACCCGCAUCUCUCUCUGGUAUCGGAGUCCGGUCAAGCUGCAGUACUCACUCUCAAGGAGGGAACUCUUAGUAUUGUCAAAACUAAAAUAGGUGAGCUGCCAGGUAGAAUGAAGAGUCCCCUGGUGGCGGUCAGCUUAUACCGGGAUAAAUCUGGAUUACUAACUACAGAAACUAAACUUAGCAACAAGGAGAAGCAAACCAGGAAUACGGAAAAUAAAAAACAACCAAAGGAUCUAGAUGAGGAGGAUGAGCUAUUGUAUGGUAGUGGCGAAGCUCAGGUUGGGAUGUUCAGUGAGGGAGGAAUAGAUGAUAAUGAUGAGAACCAGGAUAACGAUGAAGGUUGGAGAAAGCACCUUGAGCCUGUUAAGAUAACCUACUGGUGUGUCGGGGUUAGACAAAAUGGAAACUUUGAGCUUUACAGUGUUCCAGACUUCACUCUCAGAUUUGUCUCGUUAAACUUCCCUCACACUCCCAAUGUACUCGUGGACAAUAUGAGCACACGCGCUUCAACUCAAUCAGACGCUACGCGCGGCUUGGAGAAUCUACCAGAGGUCACAGAGAUCCGUCUGGUCGGUCUCGGGAUUCGAGGACGGAGGCCGUUAUUAUUAGCGAGGUUAAGGGAUCAGGAGGUUGUAAUUUACGAGUUGUAUGAGUACCAGAGUCCCAGUCUUUCACCAGAUCAGCUUAAAAUCAGAUUCAGGAAAUUGUCCCAUGGAUUAGUGCUGCGCGACCGGAAGUCAAGGAAAGGCCGUGAGGAAAAACAGCUGAUGCACCGGCACUCACUUCGCUACUUCAGGGAUAUUGCCGGAUAUGAGGGAGUCUUUAUAUCAGGUCCGUACCCACACUGGUUGUUCCUGACUAGUCGAGGAGAGCUCCGACUCCAUCCAAUGUCUAUAGAUGGAUCCAUCUCUACCUUUGCUCCCUUCCACAACGUGAACUGUCCCCAGGGGUUCCUCUACUUCAACAGGAUCUCGGAGCUGAGAAUCUGUGUUCUACCUGGUCAUCUCUCAUAUGAUGCACCUUGGCCGGUCAGGAAGGUCCCUCUAAGAUGUUCCCCUCACCAGGUGGCGUUUCAUAUAGAGUCCAAAACUUUCGCCGUGAUCACGAGUGUGGCGGAGCCGAGUAAUAAGGUCUGGAAGUUUAACGGGGAUGACAAGGAGCUCAAUAUUGAAGAUAGAAGUGAUAGGUUUCUUUAUCCUCUGCUAGAGAAGUUUUCUCUACAGCUGUUCUCUCCAGUAUCCUGGGAAUCUAUUCCAGGAACUAAGCUGCAGCUGGAGGACUGGGAGUAUGUGACCUGCAUGAAGCAUCUCUACCUAAGCAGCGAGGGAAUGCACAGCGGUCAACGUGGUUUCCUUGUCCUAGGGACAAACUUCAACUACGGAGAGGACAUUACGAGCAGAGGACAUAUUAAGAUCUACGAUGUUAUCGAAGUAGUUCCUGAACCUGGUCAACCCCUCACCAAACAUAAGAUCAAGACAGUUUACGACAAGGAACAGAAGGGACCUGUCACUGCAAUAUCUGCUGUAUCAGGUUUUCUAGUGAGUACUGUGGGGCAGAAGAUCUAUAUUUGGCAGUUUAAGGAUAAGGAACUGCACGGAAUUGCUUUCAUUGAUUCCAAUGUUUACAUUCAUCAAAUCCAUGCUCUCAAGAACUUCCUGCUGGUUGGAGAUGUUUACAAAUCUAUUAACGUACUGCAGUACCAACAGGAUUACAGGACUGUGUCAGUUAUAUCCCGGGACACAUCUCCCCUGGAAGUUUACGCGGCCGAGUUUAUCAUAGACAACGGACACCUCGGCUUCCUGGCAACAGACUCAGAGCGUAAUCUCAGUAUGUUUGUGUAUUCUCCUGAAUCUAAGGAAUCUCUGGGUGGAUUACGACUCAUCAGGAAGGCAGAUAUUCAUCUAGGUCAGCAUGUAAACUGUAUGUGGCGUGUGCGCGCCAAGUUGACCGAUCCUUCCACCAGUCAGCGCGUCCUCGCUAUGAAUGAGAAGAAGCAUGUCACGUGGUACGCCACGCUGGACGGAGCUCUGGGAUAUAUCCUACCUAUAAGUGAGAAGGUGUACAGACGUCUUCUUAUGCUGAAUAAUGUUUUGAGCACAAACCUACCUCAGACUGCAGGACUUAAUCCAAAAGCGUUCCGAACAAUUCGAACCAACAAGAAGGAUCUAAGAAAUCCCUGCCGCGGGAUCGUUGAUGGCGAUCUUGUCUUUCGGUUCUCCGAUCUUCCGGCCUCGGAGAAGGCGGAGUUUGCUCGAAAGAUCGGCACAACCUCGGCAGAAAUCAUGGACGAUUUGGCCGAGCUGGAUCGGAAUGCAGCUCAUUAUUAGUCACCUUAUU